Messenger RNA from Bubalus bubalis (water buffalo), 7117 nucleotides. RefSeq names its product zinc finger DHHC-type palmitoyltransferase 19 (gene ZDHHC19). Bases 1 to 1077 code for a protein of 358 amino acids. Gene Ontology annotation, molecular function: protein-cysteine S-palmitoyltransferase activity. Gene Ontology annotation, cellular component: Golgi apparatus; endoplasmic reticulum. Lineage: Eukaryota; Metazoa; Chordata; Mammalia; Artiodactyla; Bovidae. Gene Ontology annotation, biological process: peptidyl-L-cysteine S-palmitoylation; protein targeting to membrane. The record is from RefSeq and is a predicted model, not a curated record. The transcript is spliced from 8 exons.
AUGCCGCUCUUGAAGGAGCCCCACCCCCCACCUCAGGCCCCGCUCCCCUGGGUCCUCCCAAGCUUAUUUGCCGCCUUCAACGUGGUGCUGCUGGUCAUUUUCAGUGGCCUCUUCUUCGCAUUUCCUUGCAGGUGGCUGGCCCAGAAUGGGGAAUGGGCCUUUCCCAUCAUCACAGGCCUGCUCUUUAUCCUCACCUUCUUCAGUCUCAUUUCACUCAACUUCUCAGACCCGGGCAUCUUGCAUCAAGGAUCCAAUGAACAGGGCCCCCUGAUGGUACAUGUGGUAUGGGUGAACCACAGGGCCUUCCGCCUGCAGUGGUGCCAAAAGUGCUGCUUCCACCGCCCGCCCCGGACCUACCACUGUCCCUGGUGCAACAUUUGUGUGGAGGACUUUGACCACCACUGCAAGUGGGUCAAUAACUGCAUCGGUCACCGCAACUUCCGCUUCUUCAUGCUGCUUGUCCUGUCCUUAUGCCUCUACUCGGGGGCCAUGCUGGUCACCUGCCUGAUCUUCCUGGUGCGCACGACCCACCUAUCCUUCUCCAUGGACAAGGCCAUCGCCAUCUUGGUUGCUGUACCCGCCGCCGGCUUCCUGGUGCCCCUCUUCCUGUUGCUGCUGAUCCAGGCCAUGUCGGUGAGCGCGGCGGAGCGCUCCUACGAGGGCAAGUGCCGAUACCUGCAGGGAUACAACCCCUUCGACCACGGCUGUGCCAGCAACUGGUAUUUAACAAUUUGUGCACCGCUGGGACCCAAGUAUAUGGCCGAAGCUGUCUGGCUGCAGAGAGUGGUGGGGUCUGACUGGGUGCCCAUACAGACCCCGCGCUUUCCAACAUGCCCCUCCGUGCUCAGUCCCCCCGCCUUCCCUGAGCCUGGGUCUGCUCCCCAGCCUCAACCUCCGGGUCUCUACAAACCAGGGAAGGGUCCCCUAGGGAGCGGUGAGGCUGCAGUCCUCCAGGAGCUCCACGCCAGCCCAGUGCUGCCCCGGCUGCGGGAGGACCCCAGACGAGGCUCCGUCUACUUCUUGCCCUUUCUCCCCGGGAGAUGCCAGGAGUCCCUGCACCCGAACCUCACCUCUUGAGCCUCUUGGGAAGACCCUGUGCCCUGCCGCCUGCCCUUGCCCUCUCCCCUGGCGGGAGUACUGAGACCCCAAGCGCAUUAAAUACCCUUUGCCUGCGUUUUACAACUGCCUGCUGCACUGUCUGUCCUAGGUGCGAGGGAGUGUGAAGGGGGCGGGCUCUGAAGGGCUGGGACAAAGCCCCCCGGAGGGAAGAGCCGAGGUCCAGUACUGACUGGCUCUGCGACCUUGGUCAAGACACCCAACAUUGCUGUCAUCCUUCAAAUGGGGCAACUAUAGCAACCACAGAGAAGGCUGAAGAUGAUGGAAGAGAAAACGCAGCGAUGCAGGAGUGUCCGCCCAAGUCCCAGCCUCUGCCCUGUUGCACCCCUGUCUGACUGCAGGGGGCGCCCGUCGCCUGGGAAUUCGCCAAGCUGGACCUGAUUUCAGCCGGCACGCCGUAGCCUACUGUGAGGGCUGGGCUGGCCCUCCGAUUGGGAGUGGGCCCUCCCCCUGCCUCUUCCCGGGAGGUAAAGGGGUGAGAGGGUUCUCUGUUACCCUCAGGAUGGGCACUAACCACGCUGCUUCUUACCACUCGUGUAUCCAGGUGAAGCGGGUGUGGUGAAGAUGCGAGGGAAGGGUUGGAUGAGCAUCCCAGGGCCCCGUGAAGUAUGCGCUUGUGUGUGCAUGCCUGUUUGUGUGUUGGGGGCCCAGCCUGGGGAGGUGGGUGAUGAUACAGAACUUGGCUCCAGUUCUCCCUAAGCUGGGUCCCCUUUGAGGCUGCUCUUCCCUUUUCCUCCGCCCCAGGCCCAGCCUCACCCACCCCUCUGGCUCUAGCUCUUGGGCUCCUGGCCAGCUUCGUUCAACCCAGAGACUCCAGUUCUAUCUCACCCCAUUUGCCUUGGUCCCAGGGUCUCCCCUGUCCUAAGCCCCCUUGUUUUCUCAGCUUUCAGAAUUAACCUUAGGUUCUGGGGAGGGAUGCAAGGUACUCUCCACCUUACAAAAAGGCAGCCCAGUUUUAACCUUGUUGUAAAAGUCCUCAGUGGCCACAUUAAAAAUCCUCAGGGGCCAUGUUUACAAGUAAAGCUGAAGCAGCCAUCCCUGUCUGGAAAGCCCACAAUGCAUGGUUGCAUGUGUGGGGACGAGGACAUGAGACUCUUUGAGCCCCGGACCCCAGGGGUGUAUGUGAUGCACAGAUCUGCGUGAGGGGCGUGUUUGUGUGCGUUCUGAGAGCACAGCUCUGCCCAGGCUGCUGAGCAGUGAGGAGAGGCUCUCAGUCCUCCUCCCAGAUGGGAGUCCUCAGGGUGGUCCUAGCCUCCACCAGAGAGGAAGAGGAUUCAGGAACCUGGGCCAAGGCCUGGAUGGGGGUUGUUCAUGGAGCUGGCUCACCCCUUCCUCUGAUUCCCUUACAUUCUCUCCCCCAAGCCUUGGGCACCCUCAAAAAUUCUUCCCUGCCAGGCUGGGGGCUUCCAUUGAACUAUGCCCACCUUUCCUUCCUGCCUUCUUCACAUUUCUGCUGAGCCUGCCGUUGACUCCCAGACACACCCCUCACAGUCUUUGGCCCACUGAUAUGGGGAGGGGUGUUAUCAGGUCUGAAAACAGGGCCAGCUCUCCACACACAGCCCGGAAGCCCUGCAGUCCCUACCACCCCUUGGACAGGAACCAAGGAGUGACCCCCACCCCUGCAGGGCUGUCAGCUAUCCACAUGUCUGGAGCCACUCUGUGGGGUCCCCAGGCCACUCCUGGAACAAAAGGAAGGAGGGGGAGCCUGGAAGCAGACACCCCUUUUUCAGCUUUACACCUUUCCUCCAUGACCUUCUAGAAGGUCAGGGCGUGCGGGGUGGAAAGAGCCCUGGGCCAGCAGUUGGGAGACCUGGGUGUCACUCAGCUCUGCUACCAACUAGUGUGCUAUGGGAGUGAACCUCUUUCCCCUGCUUGGCCUUGGGGCCCUCGUCUGUAAACAGGGAGGACCAUCAUGGCUAGCUCACAGUGGUUAGAGUCCUAACUCGUUAGAGCUGGAAGGGCUUUAGGGGUUACUUCAUCCAACUGCCCCUGCACCCUCAAUCUCACACAUUUUCACUAGAGAGAGAAGGGAUGGGAUGACUCAGUGUCCAAACGUGUUCGUCUCCUGGGCUGCCUCUCCUGUUCCUGCUCCGGGCACCACCUUGGAGGAGGAGGGCCUUGGGCAGCCCCACAAAGACAGCAGGACAUGUCAGCGCAGGGCCUGGGGACCGGAUAAGAAGGCAGGCUUAACUCCGACUCCAGUUCUGCUGGGAGCGAUAAUGAUACCCUGCUGCCUUGCCUUCGCCCUGCCCCGCCCGCCCCACCCAAGGGGGCCCUGCCAGUGGCUGAGGGUGAGGCAGGGCAGGGAGAGACAGGGCAGAGGAGGUGGCCGAACCCUGGAAUUGGGGAGCCAGAGUCCUCAUACCUCCCAGAGAGCGUGCCCCUUGCUGGCUGAGCCUCCUGGGCUCCUGGGCACCCAGGUGACUCUCCAGCCAUGCCCACAUCCUCCUCCAGUUCCUGCACGCAGAGCGCAGUGGAGGGAAGGGGCUGGGCUGACGGUUUGCCAGACCUGUCCUGGGAAACAAGCCUUUACUGAGCCUCACUGGGCCAGGACCUGGGCGAGCUGGUUCACAUGAUCUCCUUUAAUCCUCACAACAACCCUCUAGAGUUGUUAUUCUCACCGUGGACUUGAAGAAACUAGAACUGAUUGAGCAAACAAAUCACUUCCCCGAGGUCACACAACUGCUAAGUGGCGGGGCCAAAGCUCCUUAUUUAGUCUUUGUCAUGACACUGUGCUUCCUAGGCAGUUUUAUUUUAUUUCAGUUCAGAGUAGUGGCUAAGGCAUGGGCUCUGAAGCCGGGUGGCCCACCGUAUGAGGGGAUGAAUCAUUGCCGCUAUUGUACCUUUAUGAGGAUUCAUUAUGCAGUGCACGUGGAGAGCUUGAACCUGGCGCUGGCACGUGGGAGGUGCUUAAUCAGGGUAGCGAUCGUCCCCACAAUAGGAUCCAGGUGAUGCCCGAGUUAGGACUUUAUGACUUGCUGGGGCCUUGGGGUUACCAACACUGGGGCUGCCGUUGGGUGUGGGUUUCUUGGUGGUCAGGCAGCAAAAGAGAAGCGUGUCGGGAGAGGAGGUUUGUGGUCUUGUGUUACAGAAAGUCAAGGCAUGUUUGUAUCCCCCAGCCAAAGGGGAACGGAGGUGUGGGCUGAGCAUGUUCAAGGGAACAGCAAGAUCACCCCACCCCCACCCCCAACGGCUGUGCUCUCCCACAGGCUGAGGGGUUUCCUGUUAAGAAAGCACUUGUUGCAUCUAUUUCGAGGCCAGGGGGUGUCUUGGGUUGAAGGAAGUCAAGGCGGUAGUCCUCUGAACGCUAUUCCCCCGGCCUCGCUCAGAGCCGCCGCCCGCCGCUACCGCUGGCUCUCCCUGUAGCCUCCUGGUCUGUCCAUCCAUGUCUGUCUCUGCCUCACCUCCUCUCACCUUUUCACUCUGCGUCCUCUCUCUCUGCCCUCUUCCUCCUUUCACUGUCUUCCACGCGCUCCCUACGAUGACUCUGCCUGUCUCUCUCCACCCCUCACCACCUUUCUUGGACUACCGCUUCUGGGAACAGAAAGCAAACUGUCUGACGGCUUUCAAGUAAUAAUUUUCAAGUGUGAUUCUUGGAAGCCCUUGGGCCUGGGUAUGGAAACCUCUAGAACUCUGGGCCAGGCCAGAGACAGGGCCUGCACAGGGCACCUUUGUCUCUGACCGGGGUUUCCUCUUCCAAGCCAGGCACAUGCUCCCCCAGCUGCUUCUGCUGCUUCUGGGACUGUUUUGCUGCUGAAAUUGGGGAUUCCCACACUAGCAGGGAUAUCCCCACACUGAAUAUCCAGCUUAUUUCUCAGUGAAAAGAAAACCAAGACACUGGCACUCAGAGAGAGGCUCAGCAGGGCUUGUCCUGGGAUGAUAGAGCUAAGUAGAGGCCAGGCAAGAUUGGGUCCCUGUCUCCUGCAUCCCACCACUCCCUGUGGGUCAGAAGCCUGGACUGUAAACAGGAAGGGCACUCAUCUUCUGGAGGUCUGGUAUAAUAACUUGGCUCCCACAGGCAAAAAUCACAAAAGUGACGACAGUGAUAACUAUCAGUUUGAUGCUAACCGUAGUCUUAGUGCUUGGCUUAUAUUAUCUCAUUUAAUCCUCAAAAUGAUUUGUAGGGAAGAUGCUGCAGUUACUUCUGUGGGCGUGACCCUGGAUAGUCCUUGGGACUCCCUCUCCUGUCUACAAGGAUAGAGCUUUCUGGAGGAUCCCUGGGGCUAUUCCUGCCCUGCCCUCCUGGGAGACUUAGUUGCCAGGCACGAGUGUCCUGGGUCUGGGUACAAGCCCCGAGGCAGACUGGGCCCUAGGCAGGGCUUUUUCGAUGACCCAUUAGGGUCCUUUGCCUGAACCUCCUCUGUCCCCUAGUCAGGGAAAGGGGGGAACAUUAGGUCACCAAACAGGAGUACCGAUCCCUGGGCAGGACCCUAUCUGGGCUGGAAAGUCUUCUGCCCAGUUGUCUCUAGGCAUCUGUUCUGUAGCCCCUGCAGACACAGCAUGGAAAGAACACUCCCGCCUGCUCUUUGCCUGGCCAGGCAGUGGGAUGCCAGGAUGGGACGGCAGGAGAGUGGGGUUGGAAGGCAGGCCCUGUGCUUCCUAGUGAUAAGGCCACAGAAAAGUCGCUGGCCUCUCAUCGUCACCGCUGUUACAGCAUCUGCAGAAGCCCGGCUGCCUCCAGCGCUUGGAAGAUGCUCUGAACUUUCACUUCUUCACACCCGCCACAACCCCGUAGGUGUGGGGCUACAGUAAAGGGAGCCUUGUGAGGGCUAGGCCUGGGCUUGGGGAGCCUGGCAGGAGUAACCCCCACCUCCUCCCGGCCCUCUGUCUCUACUUCCUCUGCUGGUUCUGCAGGCUCUGGGUUUGGAUCAUUUGGAAGUGGCCAGGACUGAGGAUGGGCCACCUCUCUUUCAAUCCCAGACAGACCCAGCCUGGGUCACGUUCCCUGGAUGACUUCUCAGCUCGCUCUCUUCCCCACCAAGUUUCUUCCCUAGGGAAUAACUGGCCAGAUUUGGGUUUGGGGCAGGGAUGCGGCCCUUUCUGCUCUUAGCUGGCACCCCCAACUGCCAGCCUCGCUGAGCCCCUGGCGAGGAAGCCUCUGGAAGGCCGAAAAGUCUGGUUGUUUGAAUCCUUGGCAGGGACGUGUGCUGCCCCUGCCUUGGUCCAGGGGCUCCAUCUGCCUUGGAUACAAUCCAGACCAAAGAGUAAAGGAGGUUUGUUCCUGAAGCGGAGACCAGAAGUAGGCACACAGAGGGCUCUGAGCUUUGGAGUUGAAGCUUUUAAAGAUUUGUUUUGUUUAAAUACCCUGCUGCAGGAAAGAGAAGCCCCAAAUCAAACAUUCCUGAAACAUAAAUUUCAGGUGGCUUUAAAGGAGCAGUUUGUUUGGUUUCCGUCCCACCCUGUUUCUGCUCAGUGGGGUCUCGGGCACUGGGCCCUGGGGCUUGGUGGAGGAUCCACGCCCUUCCAGGCUCACCGUCCUGUCUCACCCGGAGCUCCUCAGCACCAGCUCCAGCCAGAGGGCCUCUGGUCACAGCCAGGCCCCCAGGGUGCUCCCCGGGGGGUGGCGUACACCCGUCUCAGGGAGGGAAGGCGCCGCCCGUCUGUCUGCAGCUGCCUUUCCCCUGCUGGCCGCACACUCAUUCUUGAGCUCUCUCUACCCUUGAUCUGGGGGGUCAGACACACUCCAGACUCUCCUCCUAGUCAGGGAUACUCUGCCCAUGACUCUCUCACCUCCUGUCAGGGUAUCUCCCAGGUCCUAUGCCUGGGGUGUGCCCCACUGUGGAGAACUCACUCAUUCCCUGGCCUCAGCAGUGCUGGGCCUGGCUGAGCCUCUGUCUCCUCAGGUCCUGCCCCUUUCCCAGGCUCUGGCCUUAAUAUUAUUUUAAUGUUUUAUUGGGGCAUAAUUGACAAGUAAAAUUGUAAGACUUUUAAAGUAUACAACAUGAUGAUUUGUUAUCUGUGUACAUUAUGAAAGGGUUCCCCUAUCAAACUAGCCUUAAUU